Molecule: messenger RNA, 6073 nt
Organism: Jatropha curcas
Lineage: Eukaryota; Viridiplantae; Streptophyta; Magnoliopsida; Malpighiales; Euphorbiaceae
Product: G-type lectin S-receptor-like serine/threonine-protein kinase RKS1
Biological process (GO): protein phosphorylation; recognition of pollen
Cellular component (GO): plasma membrane
Molecular function (GO): ATP binding; protein serine/threonine kinase activity
Source: RefSeq, a predicted model, not a curated record
UUACCUUGCCUCCAUUUAAUUAAUUGACUGUCAAUUUCAUGUUACUUCUACAAUUCUAACGUAUAGUGAUUUGAAUCAGUCCCAAGUUCAGGAAAAUAGGACAAAAACCAAAAUAAAACCCAGAAAGUCUUGUUGAGGCAAUACGACAAACACCUUGAGAUCAAUAUCAAGGAAAGGCAAACAAAUACGCUGUUGAGGAAUGACCGAUCUUAUAUAUAAAAAAUAUACAUAGAAAAAAAAGAAGCAUGGCGAGAUUUCAAUAAGCUAUAAACGAGUACAUAUAAAAAAAUGCUUAAUUUAAUAUAAUCAAUGAUCUCGUGUUUAUUUGAUUAUAUAUUAUCGACAAAUAUUCUUAUAUCCCAAACCUAAACCCGCCCAACCCGUGACCCAUCCAGAAUAAAAUAUCAUGUUCCCACGCGUUGGAUUCCAUGGUCAUUGUCGGCUCCAAACUUUUUGUCUUUCUUAGUUUCUUUGCAAAAACCAUUUCAACUUUAGAGUACAUGCUAAAUAAAAGCUGAUACCAGAUCUUUUCUAGCAUCUCCAUUAAAUUCUCCUCCUAGAGAAGCUUUAACUCUCUUCAACUCAAUGCCCGUAGUCCAUCCCUUGUAUAGUCAGGCUCCCAAUGAAGGAAGUCUUAUCACAAGAAGUUUCUGAUAUCUUAAUGUCCUUCCUUUGAACUCUGCCUGCCAUCCUCUACCGGUCUACCAGAUCCAAGAAAUUUCUAUUUCUGAAACCUCAUUUUCCUACCAAUCACAACUGAUGUCAUACUCUCUCAAAGUAAGGUUUAUGAUUCGAAAGUUCAGAUGUGGUAAAAAUGUAUAUGCUUUUAUGCUUCCAAAAGUUAUUACUUUUGCAAGAGUCAAUAAAAUUAAUCUAUAAACUACCCAAAACGUAUCUUUCAUCUAACCCUGCAAUAGUGUCCGUAAGUUUCGAAGCAAUAAUUUGGUACUGAAAUGCUUCUGAACUUCUUACUUGUGGUCAUCCUCUUCCCUUCUUGUUAUUCCAUUGGCGCCAUAACCACCAGUCAGUCCCUCAGGGACGGCAAUAUUUUAGUCUCCCAAAAUGGAACCUUUGCAUUAGGAUUUUUCAGCCCCGGCAACUCUAAGUAUAAAUAUGUUGGCAUUUGGUAUCAUAAACUACCAGGACAAACCGUGGUAUGGGUGGCAAAUAGGAACAAUCCUAUUAAUGAUUCGUCAGGAGUCCUCUCUAUAAGCUCAGACGGAAAUCUUGUUCUCUAUGAUAAAAAUGACAGAAGAUUUCCUUUGUGGUCUACCUCUGUUUCGAUGGAAAGAACAGAGGAAUAUGUAGCUCAGCUAUUAGAUUCAGGAAAUCUGGUUUUGGUCCGAAAUGAAAGUAAAAAAAUUGUUUGGCAAAGCUUUGAUCAUCCCACUGAUACAAUGCUUCCAGGUCUGAAAAUUGGUUUGAAUCGGAAGAUCGGCCUAGACCGAUUGCUAACGUCGUGGAGAUCAGAGGAUGACCCUGGAACCGGAGAUUGGUCUUACAAACUCAAUCUUAAUGGCUAUCCUCAGUUCUUUUUGUACAGGGGUUUAAAGCGAAUUUGGAGAAGCAGCCCAUGGCCUUGGGAUCCUGCACCAAUGCCUGGUUAUUUGCCUACUUCUGCUAACAAUCAAGAUGAGAUAUACUACACUUUUCUCUUGGAUGAUGACUUCCUUCUUUCAAGAAUUGUGGUUAAGAACUCUGGAGUGAUCCAAAGGCUUACUUGGGACAAUAUUGCCAGUCAAUGGAGAGUCUCCAGGUCAGAACCUAAGUACAUGUAUGGACACUGCGGUGCAUAUAGUAUAUUGAACUCUAACAACCUUGAUAGUCUUGAGUGCAUGUGCCUGCCAGGGUAUGAGCCUAAGUCCUUAAAGAAUUGGUAUCUGAGAGAUGGUUCUGCUGGGUGUGUAAGGAAGGGAGAGCAAACUGCCUCAAUGUGCAGAAAUGAAGAAGGUUUUGUUAAAGUAGAGCGUGUGAAGAUUCCUGAUACUUCAUUAGCAGCUGUGAUGAACACAAGUUUGAGUAGCACAGAGUGUGAACAACUGUGCUUGAGGAAUUGCUCCUGCAAAGCAUAUACAAGUUUGGAUAUUGAAAGGAAAGGCUUGGGCUGCUUGACAUGGUAUGGGGAGUUAAUGGACACGGUGGAGUACACAGAGGGACGUGAUAUAUAUGUUCGUGUUGAUUCAGUAGAAUUAGCUGAGAUUACUAGGAGAAAAGGAGGUUUUCUGAAAAGGAAGGGCAUGGUGGUCAUUCCAAUAUUAUCAGCUGCUCUCAAUCUUUUCCUCGUUAUCCUAUUUGCCUAUUUUUGGGGAAGGAAGAGGAAGAAAAGAAAAGUGAAGAAGAAAUGGACCAAAAGGUUACUGUCCACAGUGGUGGGAGAUGAACCUUUAGAAAGCAGACAGCCUCCAGAUAUGCCAUUUUUUGAUCCAUACAUCAUAUUGGCUGCCACAAACAAUUUUAAUCCAGCCAACGAACUUGGACAAGGUGGUUUUGGCUCAGUGUACAAGGGCAUGCUAUCUGAUGGGCGGGAGAUUGCUGUAAAAAGAUUAUCCCAAAGUUCAGGACAAGGGUUAGAAGAAUUCAAAAAUGAAGUCAUGUUGCUUACAAGGCUUCAACACAGGAACCUUGUGAAACUUCUAGGAUGUUGCAUUGAAGGAGACGAACAAAUGUUAAUAUACGAGUACUUGCCUAACAAAAGCAUGGACUACUUUAUCUUUGAUGAGAGAAGAUCAGUCUUGGAUUGGAGAAAACGCUUUGAUAUUAUAGUUGGAAUUGCUCGAGGAAUCUCAUAUCUUCACCAUGACUCCAGAUUGAAAAUUGUACAUAGGGAUUUGAAAACCAGUAAUGUAUUAUUGGAUGCUGAUAUGAAUCCCAAAAUUUCGGACUUUGGCAUGGCUAGAAUAUUGAAUGGCGAUGAUAUUCAGGACAGAACUACUCGAGUGGUUGGAACAUACGGUUACAUGGCACCAGAGUAUGCCACUUUUGGAAAAUUUUCAAUAAAAUCAGAUGUCUUUAGUUUUGGGGCCAUACUGUUAGAGAUUAUAAGUGGCAAGAAGGUGAAUUCUUACUUUCCGGAGGAUCCUUCACUGAAUUUGAUAGCAUAUGUCUGGGAUUUAUGGAGAGAAGAUAGAGCUUCGGACAUAAUCGAUUCAACGUUAUUAACAGAGUCAUGUCUUCUUCGACCUCAAGUAUUCAGAUGCAUUCAGAUAGGAUUAUUGUGUGUGCAAGAAGAUGCAACAGAUCGACCCACUGUGUCAACUAUUGUUCUCAUGUUAAAUGGUGAAGCUGCCCUUCCUUAUCCAAAACAACCAGCAUUCAGUUCAGGAAGAAAAUGUAAUUGUCAGAAUCCAUCAAAUUCAAGAGCAGUAAAUUGUUCUUUAAAUGAGGUGACAAUCACAGAGGUUGAAGCCCGCGGGACUUCAAAAUCAACAAGGAACUUGGUGUACACCGUUUGGAGGCAAAUCAUGGCUACUCAAAAACUGCUUCUUUCUCUUUGUUCUUUCUUUCUAGUAUUCACAUUUGCCAACUCUAAAAGCACCGUUACCAUAAACCAAACCAUCAUAGAUGGCAACCUUUUAAUCUCUGAAAACAACAAUUUUGCCUUGGGAUUUUUCAGCCCUGGCCAUUCAAAAUAUAGGUAUCUUGGAAUUUGGUUCCACAAAGUGUCACAACAAACAGUGGUGUGGAUAGCAAAUAGGAACAACCCCAUUAAUGGUUCUUCUGGAGUUCUGUCAAUUAAUCCACAUGGAAAUCUUGUUCUUUACAGAGAUCAAGAUCAAAACUUUCCAGUUUGGUCUAGCAAUGUUUCUAUGGAAGGAACUGGAAAUUUUGAGGCCCAGCUGUUGGAUACAGGAAAUUUUGUUUUGGUACAAGGUACUGGUAAAAUAAUUGUAUGGCAAAGCUUUGAUUAUCCGACAAAUACUCUGCUACAAGGAAUGAGAUUGGGGUUGGAUAAGAAAAAAGAUAUGGACUGGUAUCUAACAUCGUGGAAAUCAGCUGAUGAUCCUGGAAGUGGAGAAUAUUCGGUUAGGUUAAACCCAAAUGGGUCACCACAGUUCUUUCUUUAUAGAAAGGGAAAGCAUUACUGGCGAAGCGUCCCAUGGCCAUGGAGAACAAUUGCAAAUAUUUACAAUUACACUUUUCUCAACACAAAAGAUCAAAUUUACUUUACUUUUAAUUACAGUGAUCCUUCUCUUAUAAUAAGAACGAUGAUUGAUGAAGCUGGAUUUAUGAGAUGGUCAACAUGGCAUGGAACUGAUGAUCGAUGGAAAGAGUUCUGGUCAGCACCUAAGUAUAGGUGUGAAUGGUAUGGAUUGUGUGGUGCUAACAGUGAGUGUGACCCAAACAAUGUUAAUACAUUUGAAUGUGCUUGUUUACCUGGGUAUGAACCUAAGUUUCAAAGGGAUUGGCGUUUAAGGGAUGCAUCAGGUGGGUGCGUUAGGAAGCGAUUAGAAUCUUCAUCUGUGUGUGGGCAUGGAGAAGGAUUUUUGAAGGUGGAACAUGUUAAAGUUCCUGAUACUUCUGCAGCGGUUUGGGUUCAUAUGAGUAUGAGUCAUUUAGACUGUGAACAAGAAUGCAAGAGGAAUUGUUCAUGUUCUGCUUAUGCAAGCAUACCCAUUGCUUCCAAGGGAAGUACUGGUUGUUUGACAUGGCAUGGAGAAUUAAUGGACAUAAUAAAUCUUUCAGACAAUAGCGGCUAUGACCUGUAUGUUCGUGUUGAUGCACUUGAAUUAGCUGAGGAGGACCUAAGGAAAUCCAACAGAUUUCUUCAAACAAAAGGAGUGCUGGCUGUUGUGAUACUGUCUUUCAUAUCAGCAUGGCUCGUUAUCUUUGUGUUUAUCUAUUUCUGGUUCUGGAAAAGGAGAAGAAUUGGGACAAGGAAGAGCAGAUUGAAUAAGAAGAUAUUUGAUUCAAAUUAUUAUGAAGACUCUUUUAGGGGAAGUAGGAGUGAACCAGACUUGGUGGUCUUUGAUCUCAACACAAUACGUGCUGCCACUAAUAAUUUCUCUGCGGAUAACAUACUUGGACAAGGUGGUUUUGGCUCUGUUUACAAGGGUCAGCUAUCUAAUGGACAGGAGAUUGCAGUAAAAAGAAUGUCCAAAAAUUCAAGACAAGGAACUGAAGAAUUUAAAAAUGAAGUUAUAUUGAUUGCAAAGCUUCAGCACAGGAAUCUUGUGACACUUAUAGGUUGCUGCAUUCAUAAAAAAGAACAAAUGCUCGUAUAUGAAUACUUGCCAAACAAAAGUUUGGAUUCAUUUCUUUUUGAUCAAACAAGAAGAUCGUUUUUGGAUUGGGAAAAGCGGUUGAAUAUUAUAGUUGGAAUUGCUCGAGGGAUCUUAUACCUCCAUCAAGACUCAAGAUUAAGAAUCAUCCAUAGGGAUUUAAAAAGCAGCAACAUUUUAUUAGAUGCUGAGAUGAAUCCAAAAAUAUCAGAUUUUGGCAUGGCAAGAUUAUUCCAAUGUGACCAAAUUCAAGACAAGACGAACAGAGUUGUCGGAACAUAUGGCUACAUGUCACCAGAGUAUGCAGUAUUUGGAAAAUUUUCAAUCAAAUCUGAUGUAUUCAGUUUCGGGGUCAUAUUAUUGGAGAUCAUAAGUGGCAAGAAGAGCAAUGGCUUUAACGUAGAGGAUCAUAACUUGAGCUUGAUAGGGCAUGUGUGGGAGUUAUGGAGAGAAGACAGAGCAUUGGAGAUAGUUGAUUCAUCACUAAAGGGUUCUUAUGAUCCUCAAGAAGCUCGGAAAUGCAUUCAAAUUGGUCUCUUAUGCGUGCAAGAAAAUGCAGUGGACAGACCUUCUAUGUUAGCAGUUGUUCUAAUGUUGAAUAGUGAAAAAGAUCCUCCUCCUCCUAAACAACCUGCUUUCAUUUUCAGGACACCUUCCUAUAAUGAUACCAACUCAAGAGCAGGAGACGGAUCGUGUUCUGUAAAUGAAUUGUCAAUUACUGCUGUUGGCACUAGAUAGCUUUUAUUUAUGUAGGAUUAAUCAGUUUAUGAUAUUUUAGUUGAUUUUUUUUCUUUGUACAGUAUUUCUAAUAAUAGUUUUGACCAAGUAAAUGAAGAAUUCUUUUUAAUUUUUUA